CCGCUCCUCUCAGUCAGCCCCCCCUCAUUCCUUCACCCACCGUUUCCGCAGCAACAGGGAAAAGAUGGCAGCCCUCGCGACCCUCACUCAGCUGUCAAGCGGGAACCCUGUAUACGAGAACUUUUACAGACAGGUGGACCCGGGAAACACCGGGAGGGUUGGACCUACGGAGGCUGCCUUGUUUUUGAAGAAAUCAGGCCUGCCUGACAUCAUGUUAGGAAAGAUCUGGGAUUUAGCUGAUCCAGAUGGCAAAGGUUUCUUGGAUAAACAGGGAUUUUACGUUGCUCUGCGUCUCGUGGCCUGUGCGCAGAGUGGACACGACAUCAGCAUUUCCAGUCUAAACCUCCCCGUUCCCGCUCCGAAAUUUAAGGACCAUGGUAGCCCAUCACUGAGCUCUGUUACAUCAACCAAUGAGAGCCACUGGGCGGUGCGGCCUGAAGAGAAGAGCAAAUUUGAUGGUAUUUUUGAAAGUCUUGCCCCAGUGAAUGGAUUACUGUCUGGUGAUAAGGUCAAACCAGUACUAAUAAACUCCAAACUUCCUGUGGAUGUGCUUGGAAAGGUGUGGGAUUUGAGUGACAUAGACAAAGACGGACACUUGGACAAAGAUGAGUUUGCAGUGGCUAUGCAUCUGGUGUACCGUGCUCUGGAGAAGGAGCCUGUGCCCUCAGUCCUGCCCUCCUCUCUCAUCCCUCCAUCCAAAAGGAAGAAGUCAUCAGGAUCCUUGUCCAGCAUGGUGCCAGUGUUACCAGGAAGCCCGCCGCCACCUAAAGACAGCCUGCGCUCAACCCCCUCUCACGGCAGCAUGAAUUCCCUGAACAGCGCUGGGAGUUUGUCCCCAAAACACACCAUUAAAUCCUCACAGCAUUCAGUAAACUGGGUGGUACCAGUCUCAGACAGAGGGCGCUAUGACGACAUCUUCCUCAAAACAGACAGUGAUCUUGACGGCUUCGUCAGCGGCCUAGAAGUUAAAGAAAUCUUCAUGCAGUCCGGCCUUCAUCAGAACCUCCUGGCCCAUAUUUGGGCUUUGGCGGACACCAGGCAAAUGGGCAAACUCACGCGCGAGCAGUUCUCCUUAGCCAUGCAUCUCAUUCAGCUGAAAGUCAGCAAAGGCAUGGAUCCUCCGCAAGCUCUGACUCCAGACAUGAUCCCACCGUCUGAACGCGGCACACCGGGACCUAGUCUGUCGGGUUAUAUGACACCAGUGGGUUCUGACAUGGCCGCACUGACCGAGAUGCGCCGGGACAGCUCCAGCUCCGUGGGUUCAGGCGAGUUCACCGGGAUUAAAGAACUGGACGAUAUAAGCCAAGAGAUCGCUCAUCUGCAGAGCACUCUUGCUUUCACACACUGGGAUACACUCAGAGAGAAAUACACUUUGGAACAAGACAUCAGAGAAACAGAGGAAGCCAUCAGACACAAAACCACAGAGGUUCAGGAGAUGCAGAACGAUCUGGACCGAGAGACGUCCACCCUCCAGGAGCUUGAGGCGCAGAAGCAGGACGCUCAGGACCGGCUGGAGGAAAUGGACCAGCAGAAAGCAAAGCUGGAAGACAUGCUUAAUGACGUACGGCAGAAGUGCCAGGAAGAGUCGCAAAUGAUCUCAUCGCUACAGUCCCAGAUCCACUCGCAGGAGUCGGACCUGCAGAGCCAAGAGGAAGAGCUGGGCCGGGCCAAGGCUGACCUGAACCGUCUGCAGCAGGAGGAAGCACAGCUAGAGCAGAGUCUACAAGCUGGCAGGAUUCAGCUAGAAACCAUCAUCAAGUCCCUCAAAGCCACACAGGACGAGAUCAACCAGGCUCGAAGCAAACUCUCCCAGAUCCAGGACAGCCAACACGAGAUCAGUAAGAGCAUCGAGCAGUACAGCAGCACCCUGAACGGAACCCACGGGGGCAGCAUGACCAACCUGGCCGACAUGAGCGAAGGCUUUCCAGAGAAGGAGAACGGUGGUUUCGGGGCUAUGGAAGACCCUUUCAAGGUGAAGACCACUGUGUUCAACAGCGCCCCGCAGGAGAUGCAUACAGACCCCUUCCAGUCUGAAGACCCGUUUAAAACAGACCCAUUCAAAGGCGAUCCGUUUCAGAAUGACCCAUUCUCAAAGCAGACCUCCACAGUUGCAGAUCCUUUCGGUGGAGACCCUUUCAAAGAGACUGACCCGUUUAGGACCUCUUCUGAAGAUUUCUUCAAGAAACCCUCUAAGCCAGACCCCUUCAGCAACGCCGAUCCUUUUAGCAAAAGUGCCACACUUCCCUCAAAGAGUCAUCAUUUUUCAAGUAAUGACCCCUUCAGCUCCACCAGCCCCAAACCAAAAGGCCAAGAUUUCUUCGGUACUUUGGACCCAUUCGGAAGCAGUUCAUUCGGCAGCAACAGCGGAUUUGCAGACUUCAGCCAAAUGUCAAAGGGCUUUGUAGAUGACCCCUUCAGCCGAAAACAAGACAUGCCAGCUCUCCCGCCCAAGAAAAGCAUACCACCACGACCCAAACCACCCAGUGGUAAAAGCACUCCAGUAAACGUGCCCGGAUCCGCUGAUUCGGCCAAGACGAGCGAUCCCUUCCAGCCCUUCAGUGCUGAUCCCGCUGAUCCGUUUCAGAGUAAAAAGGGGGUGGGAGACCCGUUUAGUGGCAAAGACCCAUUUGCUCCAUCUGCCUCAAGUAAAGCCUCUAAAGACUCUUCAUUGGGUUUUGCAGACUUCAGCUCUUUUGGGAAUGAAGCCCAGCAGAUGGAGUGGGCGAAGCGGGAAAGUGAGAGAGCAGAACGAGAGCGGCUGAAGAGACUCCGCCAGCAGGAGCAGGAAGACCUGGAACUGGCCAUCGCACUCAGCAAGGCCGAGAUGUCCAACGCCUGACCACCUUCCCCUCAGAUCCACCCUUCUGUACACUACAGCGACGAUUGUGUGUGUGCGUGAUGGACCGAGAUAAAAUACAUGCAAGACCGUUAAACCUCUGUCCUUUUGUGUUCAUGUGCAGGAGGGCGGCCUAUGGUUUGUGAAUCAGCUAAUUCACUUCACAUGCACUGCAUUAACCUCUCAGAUGGACUAUAUCGUUUAUUUAAAGUGUAUUUUUUUGUGUAAAUGUGCAUCAACAGAGCCAUGGACAUUUGAAGACCGUUAUCGGUCUCUGCAGAUCAUUAUCUCCACUGGUUGGGAAAAAAGGGACAGAGAAACCGCUAAGAAAGUUGCGUUUAGAUCCCAGGUAGAGUCGAACCAGAAACUUGAAUUACCGACGCUACACUCCCUACCUUGAGCCCUUGAGCAAGGCACUUAAUUCCAGGUUUCUUCCUGAAUUCAAUUGCUGUAAGCGUACUGUGAGUCGAUUUGGAUAAAGAGCAUCUGCUAAAUAAUAACUUUUACUGGCUCUGGCUGUAGUCAGUAUGGUACACACUGGAAUUACAGCAGCGCCUGUAGACUAAACGUCUGUAGGGAGCUCUUGACAUGACGUAAAGCUGAACGAACGGCAGUGUGGUUCUAGAAGUGGCGUUUUAAAGAGCUGUUUGAUUCAGAAGUUAACUUGUUUUUUUUGUUUUUUUAUUUCACAGUAUUGUUCAGAGAAGAAGGUUAAGCAAAGGUUCUACAACUGCACUGAUUUAAUUUAUUUUUUUCCCCAUGUUAAACGCUGGUUGACACCACUGCAGGACUCAACAGUAAGGAUAUUUUUUUCCUGGCCCCAUUUUAUUUGUUAGAAAUAUUUUCUUUAAAACAUUUUCUCUCGUUAUAUCGAUCGUCCUAUGUUGUUUAUCUUUUUUUUUGUUUUGUUUUAUCUAUCAUUCAUUCUAUGUAUUGUUCUAUCAAUUGUUUGUGCUAUAUCAUGUAUCUAUCGCUCGUUCAUUCGUUUGUUUGUUCAUUCUUUUGUUCUAUCUAUUGUUUGUUAUUUUUAUUGUUCAUUCUGUCGUUUGUUUUUUUAUUGUUUGUUCUAUCGUUCGUUUCUAUCCUUCAUUCGUUCAUUCUAUCUGUCAAUUGUUCCAUCAGUCGUUCACUGUGGAUUGAUGUACAUGAUCAACAAAUCUUGAACAUCAGUCUUGUUCAAAUCUUGAGAUUUUCAGUGGCCUCAAGCACAUUCAUACUUGUUAUCUUUUGAGCCAACCUUAUUGUUGAGUUCUGCACUGUGGUAUAAAAUUUGUUUGCAUAAACGAAGCGCCUACACGAGGGAAUUGAUAAAUAUCUAAAUUUUUUACUAUUUAGAUUUUCAUUUUUAAUUUGUUACUAAUUUUGUAUCUGCAUAAUCUGUGGACCUGAAAGCACAAUCCUGCGGUUGUGCUAUUUAGUAAUAUCACUUUUGUUUGAACCUGUAAAUAGGCCCGGAUGGAAUGUGUUAAACUUUCUCUCGCAUUUUCAGUUAUUUUCAAUGCAAAUAACAGAUUUAAUGUGUUAAAAUGUUAAACAGAGUCGGGAUUACUAAACGCCUGUUGGUCGCUGAAAGCACAAUCUAUAUAAUUUAACGCGGCAACGUGAACUUUGUGAAUUCAGGCGCAGUAGAUGCUUUUUAAAAACAGGCAUUUGCUGUUGACGUUUAUUGUUUGCUUAGCCCUAAUUUUUAGUCAGUAUUAAAUUUGACUUGAACGUUUUGGUAAUGGUACUUCCUGGCACAUUUCAAACCUGUUUUUGUAUGAUUUAAUUAUCGCACUACAUAACAAUACACAAGUUUUUUUUUAAUUUUUAUGUACCUUCUGCUGUUUUUUUAAACAGUAGAUUCUUUUUCUGGUACUAUUAUCAGUUUUUAUCCAUGAUCUGUAUUCACUAAUCCAACCUUGGAUCAUUGGAAUAGCUGUUGUGGUCUGUCAUUACAGGUAAAAUUGUCCUACGCAAUGAUUGAUGAUCACCUCCAACAUUAUGGACACAAAUUUUGUGUAAUGUUAAGACAGACAUCUGUGACAUAUCCCAGUACACUGCUAACUUUCAGCUAUGUCAUCUUUCUGUCACUUUUUUUUAGUUUGUUCCCUUUUUUUUUCUUUGUUUCCAAUCAGCUUAUGUUGUUUUGACCGCAAAUAGCUGCUCGACACUUUUUGGUCAUGUUAGUGUCACACUAAACAGUGUUACUUAUUUAAAAUAUGUCAAAUGUAUUAGAUGGAGCCUAGCUCACACGGAAACUCAUGCGGUGGUUCUUGAACCAGUUUAUGCGAUUCCAGCACUACACUAAUCUUCAGUCAGUUAAGCGUUUUAACAAAACUGAUUGUCUUUAGUACUGGAAUCGAAAGCUUUUGUGUCCCAGACACAGAUAAUGUCAAUUUCUGGCCUAUGUAGUGUUUUAUGCUGUAACGUAAGUCGGGAAUGGGCUUAGUUCAUGUGUAGGAGUCUUGGGUCUUGGCAUUUCUGCCUUUUACUCUGACAAAAAUAACAAACUGAACAUAUUUCGCAAACGUUUUGUUAGCGCUCCUGUUAUGCUGUAUUUGUCCUCUAUACCUCCAUUGUGCAAUAGUUUGUUUAUUUUAUUUGUUGUAAUACCUGUAAAUUAAUUUCAUGUUUUCAUAUCCUGUUUUAUUAUCCAUAUUUUUGUCUUUUUUAUUAAUUAAAGUGUUGUUGUUUUUUAGUUACUGCCAUAAUUUUGGGAAUACAUCCCAUAAAACUUAAGCUGAAUGCAUUCCUUUUUGGCCUGCCUUUAACCCUCGCCUGUGUAGAUAAGACAGAUAUUAACCAGAUAGAGAAAUGCAUAAGAGUAUACAUAAACCAUGUAUAUUAUGUGUUAUAUUUGUCCUAUGAAACUGAGUAACUGCACAUGUGUAACUCGAAACAUUUUAAGGAUUUCAGACUGCAUUGAUAGUGAUUUAGUGAUGCUUGGAUUCCUUUUGGAAAUGUUCAUGCUCCGUAUGUUGUCCCUUGAUUUAACAGAAUAAACAAAAGAUAACAUUUCAGACGCACAUAUACGUCACUCUUCUAUUCGAUUCACAUGUGUUUGUCAAGAAAAGAAAAACUUUUAAUUUGUGUAAUCUCUAACACAGUAACCCCAAAAUGCAUUUGGACACUUAAAUGUGUGUGAAUGUCACUGCAUUAGAUCAAACCAAAUGACUUUAUUUAAAAAAAAAAAAAAGGGUUUUGUCUGUUUUUUGUUUGGUUUGCUUUUAGUUUUUGUUUGGUUUUAGUUUGUUUGAUUUGGUGAACUAUAAACUGUGAGCUAGAUGUUUUUAGUAUAUUUAAUUUUUUGGCUGUAUUUGUUAGUGUCCAAAGUAAUUUUGCAUGCUUAGCUUAAUAUAACUUUUGUGAAACAUGUAUAUAGUUUGUGUUUCUGAUGUGUACUUGAGGGAAACUGACUUGGGAUCACUGUAUUUUGGGGUUAAGUUGUGUUUUGUUUUCUCAGUAGGCCUAAGAUGCAAAAGUAGGCCAAGUUCUUGUGUGAUACUGCAUAUUAAAUUGCUUUAAUGUAGCUACUAAAAUCGCAAAUCCAAACUUCUAGUUUCUUGAGGGCAUCCUUGAAGCUCAAUGGAACUUUGUGAAAACUGUAUCCUGAAACACAAGCGAACCUGCGUGUGGAAUGUUAACCGUAACAGGAAAUUCCGAGAUUGGUAUUUACUUAGUUUGUGUGCUAGUGAACUUUGGGAAUCAAAACUAUGGAAAUGGGCCAAAGAGCCUUCCAGAUUGGACUCCCAAUGUUUUUUCCACAUGCUUCAAUAGUUAUUUUCCUCUUUUUCUAAUGUUUUUUAUGAAUGCUUGACGGUACUAAUGACCAGUGUACACAAAACAUCUUUAACCCUGGUGAAUGUCUUAACACUUUCCUUACAUAUGCAGGGGGUUCUUGGGAAUAGGGGCUGCAUGUCAAGUGAGACGAUCCAGGUGUGCCAAUAAUGCUCUAUUGUGUUUUUCCAGAGCAAGGUGAGUAUGUUAAAUGCAACACACAUGUACAUGUUGAAGGUCUGGAUGGGGUCAUUAGCGUCACACUGGUAACAAGAUCCUCUGUGUGUGCUCACUUGGUUGAUUGGAUUCGAGGGGACCCUUUCACGGACUUGAGCGUAUUGACAGCUGGCUGGGAAAAGUUGGCCCGCUCCUGCGGCGAGAAUUGCUCGGAACGGGUAUUGAUUUAAAUCAGCGUGUUGACUAAUCGGACCUCGAUCUGUUCGUGAAGAGCUCCAGACGUGAGCGACCCGAGCUGGAUUUUGUGUAUUUAAUCAGCUGGGCCUGGGCCGGGGCCGGGAAACAAGGGCUCUCCACCGAGUAAUGCUGCCCUGGGGAUGUUGCGGUGCACUGACGGACACUCUUCUGCACUCCACCAGGACCGUCAGUAGAGGUAUGCUGGGAAAUGUAAGCCAGAUGGCCACUUUACAUUAUGUUGUCACACAAAUGUGGUUUUCCAUCAGCCAUUGGGAUUCUCAUUUUUCAGUCUUUGUUUUGUUGGUGCAGAGGUGAUUUGGAGGAACUGACAUGUGAUGUUAUUGCCUCCCAAUGCAGGGAUUUGCCUGGAUUUUGAUGGUUUUUCCCAAGUUGGUGCAAAUGAUAAUAAACAUCAUGUCCUGACGUUGUGCUCCAUGGGAAGUAUCAUUAUGAAAAUGUUUGGACAUGUUGGGAAGUCACAGUAUGCAGCAAGUAUUCCCGUGCAAGUCCAGCAGGUGGCAAACUCUUCCCAUGACAUUCCCAAGCUUUCCAAAGAAAAACACAUGAACAUUUUGGCCACUAUGAAGGGCUUGAUUUUGUUUUGAUUGAAGCAGCUACAUGGAUGGACCACAAGAUCCUGGGUGAUAUUACAAACUUCCAAGUUAUGUCCCAUUAUAAUCUCAAAUUGUUCAUUAAGUGAAUAAAACAAUUAAAAAAAAUAAUUCAUCAGGUGCGGCUAUAAUGGUUGAUCCCAGAAUAGGAAGGACUUCCAUUAGUAUCUCUGUUUAGUGGGUAAACGGAUACUUGUUUUGAAGAGAAUUCAGGGCUUUUUCCAUCUAAGGUGACUUAUGGAUUGUAUUUAAAAGCGUUUUGCUGCCGGCAUGAGGAAUACCCUCAAGACAAUAACAAUAUCAUAGCACGCUUCCAAAAAUGUAAAAGAGUCCUGAUUUAAUCUUUCCGCAUGAAAUCUGAGGAGCCUUCUGGCUUGAAGCCAGACAAUUAACACAAUCCUAAAUGCAUCAUUGGUGUCAUUAUCAGCUUCUCAUGUAGGUUAAAACCAUUUGUGAAUAGUGUCAAGUCUCUGGCAUCUCAAGGGAUGUGACUUUUGCAGUGGACACAUGAAGUUCAUCAGAGGAUUAGGGAAUUGUUGUAAUUAGAAAC
Molecule: messenger RNA, 8170 nt
Organism: Onychostoma macrolepis
Lineage: Eukaryota; Metazoa; Chordata; Actinopteri; Cypriniformes; Cyprinidae
Gene: eps15l1a
Product: epidermal growth factor receptor pathway substrate 15-like 1a
Exons: 26
Coding region: 65-2839 (924 amino acids)
Biological process (GO): endosomal transport; endocytosis
Cellular component (GO): cytoplasm; clathrin coat of coated pit; plasma membrane
Molecular function (GO): calcium ion binding; cadherin binding
Source: RefSeq, a predicted model, not a curated record